This is a messenger RNA of Vigna radiata var. radiata (mung bean), 435 nucleotides long. RefSeq lists its product as uncharacterized. The transcript has a single exon. Lineage: Eukaryota; Viridiplantae; Streptophyta; Magnoliopsida; Fabales; Fabaceae. Bases 1 to 435 code for a protein of 144 amino acids. The record is from RefSeq and is a predicted model, not a curated record.
AUGUCUCUAAAGUCAGCUAAAGCCAUGUGGGAUUAUCUCAAAGAAGAAUAUGAUGAAAAUAAUCAAAUUAAAAGCAUGAAGGUGUCGAAUCUCAUUAGAGACUUUGAAUUGCAAAAGAUGAAGGAAUCUGAAACUAUGAAAGAGUACUUUAUGAGGCUUCUGAACAUAGCAAACAUAGUAAGAUUGCUUGGUUUUGAAUUUAAGGACUCUCGUAUUGUUGAAAAAAUUCUAGUUACAGUACCUGAAAGAUUUGGAGCUACCAUAACCACGUUAGAAAACACUAAGGAUUUUUCCAAGAUCACUUUGACAGAGUUACUGAAUUUCUUGCAGGCACAAGAGCAACGAAGGGCUAUGAGAGAAGAAGGAUUUAUUGAGGAAGCCUUGCUUGCUAAACAUGAAGACAUUUGGAAAAAAAAAAAACCAACAACCAAAUAG